Lodderomyces elongisporus is the source of this 1191-nucleotide messenger RNA. RefSeq lists its product as uncharacterized. The transcript has a single exon. The record is from RefSeq and is a predicted model, not a curated record. The coding region runs from base 1 to 1191 and encodes 396 amino acids. Lineage: Eukaryota; Fungi; Ascomycota; Pichiomycetes; Serinales; Debaryomycetaceae.
AUGAUAUUUAGAAGCUUAUUACUUUUGAAAUAUAUAUAUUUCAUAAUUUUUGUUGCUGCCAAAGAAGUUUAUAAAGAUGGUACUUACGACCAAGUACGAAAUUUGAAGUUUGGUGAAACACCUGUUCACUCGUAUACUUUUGCCAAUAUUAAACAAUUUCAGUAUUCAAAGUUUUGGCUGUCGCUUGCUGCAAAAUCCGCGCUGCAUACCAAACAUAAGAAUGCAAAUACUUUUGAUGUGACUGUGCAUAUAAACGAGACUAACACAACGUUGAUACCAAUCUGGCAAGAAUUAGACAGUUUAAGAAAGAAGAGUGGGGAAGUAGUACAGUUUUAUGAAUUUGACCCCGGCGUUGAGUCUUUGGAAUCGUUUUCAACCAUUAUACCAGUUUCCGGGUGUUUCACCAUGCGGCGCAAUAGUUAUCAGACAUUUGGUAAUGAAAGUGGAGUAAAACUUGCAAAUGUGGAGGCCGGUAAGGAAGGACAAAAAGGUAGAGAAGAAGAAGGAAAAGAAGAAGGAAAAGAAGAAGGAGAAGAAGGAGAAGAAGGAGAAGAUGGAGAAGAAGGAGAAGAUGGAGAAGAAGGAGAAGAUGGAGAAGAUGGAGAAGAAGAUGGAGACGAAGGAAAAGAAGAAGGAGAAGAUGAAGGAGAAGAAGAAAGAGAAGAAGAGAGAAAAGGAGUUGAAGAAAGUGAAAGUGAUGAUGAAGAGAUUGACACGCCAAGCGCGUGUAGUAUUUCCCACAUUGAGGCCAGGGAAAUCACACUUGAUCUGCUGUUUGGACUUGCCUUUAGUCUAAAGUUGCUCACAGCAACCCUCGGCUUUGACUUUGGCAUUGAUGGACUUGGUGUUAGUUUUGUAUUAAGCAACACCGUGACAUGUCGAAGUGGUCCUGGUAAACUAACGACCGGGAAUGGGACAGAUUGGACGAGUGAAAUCAUUCAAAUCCAAAAACGGUUACGAUUUGUCUCUUUCCCCAACGCUCGAUAUCGAACUGUGGCUUGGCAUAGAGCUAAAGAGGGCUGGCAAAAAGACCUGCGCGCACAAACACCUUGGAGCAAGUUGCACACUUUGUGGAAGUUCCCCAAAAUGGGGUUAUUGUUCUUUAAUUUAAAUGAAAUGAAGUUUGAGAAGCUGUUUUGUGAAAGUCGCAUUGAGCAUUUGCAAUGUCAAGCGCUUCUUAAUAGAAGUUGA